Molecule: messenger RNA, 1556 nt
Organism: Cynoglossus semilaevis (tongue sole)
Lineage: Eukaryota; Metazoa; Chordata; Actinopteri; Pleuronectiformes; Cynoglossidae
Gene: nat9
Product: N-acetyltransferase 9
Exons: 6
Coding region: 125-754 (209 amino acids)
Molecular function (GO): N-acetyltransferase activity
Source: RefSeq, a predicted model, not a curated record
UGUGACUACAACAGCAGUUAGGAGCAGAGAGCGAAAUAAGGAAACGUGAGAACAACAUAUGGAUGCUUUGCCAUGUCUUGAACAAUUUGUGUGAUUUUCUUUAUUUGAGUACAUUAAAGACGCCAUGAAGAUAAAUGAGAACACUUUAUUAGAGGGACACAGAGUCGUCCUGGUACCGUAUAAUGCACAGCAUGUACCAAGGUAUCAUGAGUGGAUGAAAUCUGUGGAGCUGCAGCAGCUGACAGCUUCAGAGCCGCUGACCUUAGACCAGGAGUACGACAUGCAGCGGAGCUGGAGGGAAGACAGUGACAAGUGCACCUUCAUCAUCCUGGACAAGCAGCAGUGGGCAGACCCCAGUGUAGAAGAGGAGCAAUGCAUGCUGGGAGAUGUAAAUAUCUUUCUCACUGACCCCACAGACCCAACAUUGGCUGAGCUGGAGGUGAUGAUUGCAGAACCCAGUUACAGAGGGAGAGGUUUCGGUAAGGAGGUGACAAGAAUGAUGAUGUUCUACGGAGUCGCCAAACUCGGGAUCAAAACAUUUCAGGCAAAAAUUGGGCUAAGCAACGAAGUGAGCAUCCUCAUGUUCAAGAAACUCAACUUUAAAGAGGUGUCAGUCUGUAAGGUGUUUAAGGAGGUGACUCUAGAGAUGACGGUGGAUGAGGAUGUUCGGCUGAGAAUACUUGAUGAAAUGGCAUCUGUGAAGGAGAGAGACUACAGACAGACCUGCAGCAACAGACAGGAACUGUCGUCCUGAAGUAGUCAGCUGCCAAAAUCUCCAGUCAAGGUGAACAAAAAAAUGGCUCAGGUUUGUCCUAGGGUGGUGUGUGUUUUACUCUUUUAUACAAAUACACACAUGUAAUCUAACCCUAGUACAAACUUUACUGCUCAAAAGACAUUUUGCCACUGAUUUUUAUUUUAUCUCGACCCAAUACCAAGGUUUAUGAGGCUGUUGGAGUUCAUCCAGGUUUUCAAAGUUUUUAUUUGGCUGUAGGUGUUUUAAAUGAAAUUAUACCUUUUUUUUGUAACUAACCUCCCGACAAAACAACUAUGAAGGCUGACCCUCACUUCUCAUUUUUUACUCCUUGUUAUUUAUAUGCCAGUAUAUUUUAAAAUAAAGGAAAACAUACUACUUACAGUACAACAUGAAUCCUGCAUUUGAAUGACAGACCACAGCUGUGAAGCUGUUGAUGAAACAAUGCCCACCACUUUAUUAAGAAGAGAAUCAAGACAUUCUAGCUGUCACAUAGCAUUGACAACAAGCAUAAGGAAGUGAAAUGCAACUAUAAAAGAAAAUGUAUUGUUGUAAUGAUAUGUAGAAGUAUGUUAUUUGUUACUUAUAAGUAGUUUUGAUAAAGAGAAAAAACACCAGGGCUGCAUUGCAGUAGUUCCUAAGGUUAGAAAUCCCCCCCAUAAAAAGACAUCUCUCCUGUUGUGCUUCCUUGGAUGAAGAAAAUCAUUUGAAGAAACGUGUUUGUCUCAUAUUCCUCCUAAUCGGCCCAUUAGUUUGCUGCAUUUUCAUUUUCCCAGUAAAAAAAAGAAGGUUGGCCACUGAGAGG